This is a messenger RNA of Solea solea (common sole), 1320 nucleotides long. RefSeq names its product leucine rich repeat protein 1 (gene lrr1). The transcript has 5 exons. The record is from RefSeq and is a predicted model, not a curated record. The coding region runs from base 1 to 1266 and encodes 421 amino acids. Lineage: Eukaryota; Metazoa; Chordata; Actinopteri; Pleuronectiformes; Soleidae. Gene Ontology annotation, molecular function: protein binding.
AUGAAGCUGCAGUGUGACGUCGAGGUGGUGAAUCGGAUGCUGCCCACGUACGGGAUGAGAAGUCGGGGGAAAGGGGCGAGAGCGGUUCUCAGCAUCGGGAGACAUGUGGACAAAACGAGCCAACGCAGCAACAUAUACAUGAUGAUCUGCACGGCCAAAGACAGAGCAGGCUCAAAGUACAAGCUGAAAGACAACAUAGAGAAGUUCUUCACGUGGUUUGUGGAGGAAGGCAAGGCCACCGUCAGAUUAAAGGAACCUGCGGUUGACGUUUGUUUAAGCAAGGCCGACGCAAACAGCUUGAAAAACUUCCUCUCGGCCGCUCGCCUCGCGGACAGAGGGAGCGACUCGAGCAGCCUCCCCCUCUCCACUCUCACCCCUGUGCGCGCGAGGGACGUGGAGCAACCCAAGAAGAAGAUGACCAUCGUCUCCAAGAAGGACUAUCCGCUCACGUCCAACUUCCCCUACUCUCUGGAGCAGCUGCAGGUGUCCUACUGCAAACUGUCGCGUGUGGACAUGCGGAUGUUGUCCCUAAAAGCCCUCCGCAAGCUCGACCUCAGCAACAACCACAUCAAGCAGCUCCCCGCCACCAUCGGUGACCUCGGCUGUCUCUCCGAGCUCGUCCUCCACAACAACCACCUGGAGACGUUCAGCGACGCGCUGUGCCUGUCCACCCUGCAGCGCACCCUCCAGCUGCUGGACCUCAGCCAGAAUCGACUCAAGUAUUUCCCGCCACAUUUCUGCCAGCUCAGGGAGCUGGUCAACCUGAAACUGGACGACAACGCGCUCGUCUGCUUGCCGUCCCACGCCGGCCGACUCCAGAAGCUGAGGUUCCUGUCGGCGGCGCACAACCAGCUCACCGUGCUGCCCGGUGACUUCCGCAAGCUGAGCCUGGAGAACCUAGACCUGUUUGGGAACCCCUUCAUCCAGGCCAAUCCUCUGGACCAUGAGAUGCAGCUGACGUUUCCCCUUUCGCUUCAAGAGAUGGCGUCCAGAGCUGUGGCCAACCUCAGGAUACCGUACGGACCUCACCUGGUCUCGGCCCACUUAUGUCGGGACCUCGACCGCGCCAAGACGUGCGACUGCGGCUGCGUCUGCGUCAACUUCUUCAUCAAGACGGCGGUCAGCAUGAACCUGCACCAGGUGUCGCACACCGUCGUCCUGGUGGACGACAUGGGAGGCACGGACGCGCCGGUGCAGCGCUUCUUCUGCUCCCUCUCCUGCUACUCUGAGUUUCUGGACAACUCCCUCCAGAGGGGAAUCAGAUGAGCAGGAACAAAACGGCGCUUUUGUUGGAAAAAAAAAAAUAAUAGGGGGGUGCAG